This is a messenger RNA of Hipposideros armiger (great roundleaf bat), 2077 nucleotides long. It is a transcript of the gene GTF2F1, whose product is annotated as general transcription factor IIF subunit 1. The coding region runs from base 456 to 2003 and encodes 515 amino acids. The record is from RefSeq and is a predicted model, not a curated record. Gene Ontology annotation, cellular component: nucleus; transcription factor TFIIF complex. Gene Ontology annotation, biological process: transcription initiation at RNA polymerase II promoter; positive regulation of transcription elongation by RNA polymerase II. The transcript is spliced from 12 exons. Gene Ontology annotation, molecular function: RNA polymerase II general transcription initiation factor activity; TFIIF-class transcription factor complex binding; DNA binding. NCBI's taxonomy places the organism in Eukaryota, Metazoa, Chordata, Mammalia, Chiroptera, Hipposideridae.
UCACGGGGAGGGCGUGCCCAUAUGUCAUGAUUAGAUCAACUGUACUAAAGCGGUCAGCUGGCUUGGGGGCGCUGGGAGGCGCUUAAUUCAGAUGCGGACUCCCUCUCCGCUCUGAAAGGGACAGGGAAACUAGGUGACAGAGCGUUGAGGGGCCCGGGGCAGGGGGAAGUUGCCAUCGUGACGCGGCCAGCGGGUGAGUUUCGCUUUCAGGUUAGUCGGCGGCGCAGGCGCAGGCGCAGACGUGUUAGCAGCGGCCACUGUGGCUGAAAGCUGCCGAGCGCCGCCUUCUAGUAGCUUUUCCCUGGAUCGGUGGCACCACGGACUUGAGGUCCUCGAUCCUGGCCAGAGACCCGACAGACACCACGAGGGCGGCUUCUCCCGGAUAGAGGGUCGCGGACCUUACGAGAGACGAAAAGGACCCAGGUCGGACCAGACCCUAACCACUGACCCUUGCCAUGGCGGCCUUCGGCCCUGGCAGCCAGAAUGUAACUGAGUAUGUCGUUCGCGUUCCCAAAAAUACAACCAAAAAAUAUAACAUCAUGGCCUUCAAUGCAGCCGAUAAAGUCAACUUUGCUACUUGGAAUCAAGCCCGGCUGGAGCGCGACUUGAGCAACAAGAAGAUUUACCAAGAGGAGGAGAUGCCCGAGUCAGGCGCGGGCAGCGAGUUCAACCGCAAGCUACGGGAGGAGGCUCGGAGGAAGAAGUAUGGCAUCGUCCUCAAGGAGUUCCGGCCUGAGGACCAACCCUGGCUGCUCCGUGUCAAUGGCAAAUCAGGGAGGAAGUUCAAGGGUGUAAAGAAGGGAGGAGUGACAGAGAACACGUCUUACUACAUCUUCACCCAGUGCCCUGACGGAGCCUUUGAGGCUUUCCCUGUGCACAACUGGUACAACUUCACGCCGCUGGCCCGGCACCGCACGCUCACUGCCGAGGAGGCUGAGGAGGAGUGGGAGAGGAGGAACAAAGUCCUGAACCACUUCAGCAUCAUGCAGCAGCGACGGCUCAAGGACCAGGACCAGGAUGAGGAGGAGGAGGAGAAGGAGAAGCGUGGCCGCAAAAAGGCCAGUGAGCUGCGCAUCCACGACUUGGAGGACGACCUGGAGAUGUCCUCUGAUGACAGCGAUGGCAGCGGCGAGGAGGGUGGCAAAGCCCCCAAGGCCAAGAAGAAGGUGCCGAUGACCAAGGCGGGCCGGAAGAAGAAGAAAAAGAAGGGUUCGGAUGAUGAGGCCUUUGAGGACAGUGAUGAUGGGGACUUUGAGGGCCAGGAGGUGGACUACAUGUCUGACGGGUCCAGUUCCGAGGACGAGCUGGAGGGCAAGCCCAAGGUCAUCCAGCAGGAGGAGGGACCCAAGGGUGUGGACGAGCAGAGUGAGAGCAGUGAGAGUGAGGAGGAGAAGCAGCCUGAGGAGGACAAAGUGGAGGAGGAGGAGAAGAAGGCGCCCACACCACAGGAAAAGAAGAGGAGGAGAGAUAGCAGUGACGAGUCAGACAGCUCGGAGGAGAGUGACAUCGACAGUGAGGCCUCCUCGGCACUCUUCAUGGCAAAAAAGAAGACACCCCCCAAAAGGGAGCGGAAGCCAUCGGGGGGCAGCUCUAGGGGCAAUAGCCGGCCAGGCACACCCAGCACAGAUGGUAGCAACACCUCCUCCACCCUGCGGGCGGCUGCCAGCAAGCUGGAGCAGGGGAAGCGGACCAACGAGACGAUGGCAGCCAAGCGGUUACGCCUUGACACAGGGUCCCAGAGCCUGUCCGGGAAGUCGACCCCUCAGCCCCAGUCUGGGAAGUCAACCCCCAGCAGUGGUGAUGUGCAGGUGACUGAGGACGCCGUGCGCCGCUACCUGACGCGGAAGCCCAUGACUACCAAGGACCUGCUGAAAAAGUUUCAGACCAAGAAGACAGGGCUGAGCAGCGAGCAGACGGUGAACGUGCUUGCCCAGAUCCUCAAGCGCCUCAAUCCUGAGCGCAAGAUGAUCAAUGACAAGAUGCACUUCUCUCUCAAGGAGUGACGGGCUGGCCCCCACCUGUCUGCCCAAUAAAUAAACUCUAGUCUCCAGAACUUCAGGGGCUCUUGAAUGCCACA